Alosa alosa (allis shad) is the source of this 2393-nucleotide messenger RNA. It is a transcript of the gene slc16a7, whose product is annotated as solute carrier family 16 member 7. Gene Ontology annotation, molecular function: monocarboxylic acid transmembrane transporter activity. Gene Ontology annotation, biological process: monocarboxylic acid transport; transmembrane transport. Lineage: Eukaryota; Metazoa; Chordata; Actinopteri; Clupeiformes; Clupeidae. Gene Ontology annotation, cellular component: membrane. Bases 954 to 2366 code for a protein of 470 amino acids. The transcript is spliced from 5 exons. The record is from RefSeq and is a predicted model, not a curated record.
CUUCGAAACAGCCAUCUUAGGCUAUUUUGGAUAGACAAUGGUAAUUAUGUCAGAGGAGUGAUUAACGUUAAAGCAAAUCUAGGAGUCUCAACAUUACGCACCUCCGAUAGCCUGUGUUAGACGUCAAAUAGGCUAGUGCCAUCAAGGUGCCAGAAAUGAACACAUCGAGUUUUAAAACUGUCCUUUCAUUAUACAAAUACGCACGACCAAAAUACUUUUAUAACUCUUGAGCCAGAUUAUUUAUGUGAUCUUUAGGGUUGUGGCGGUUGGCAACCCAAUCAAUGAAUGUGAUCUCAAAGGCGAUGCACGUUUGCACCUGCUCCAACACGCGUAGCCAACCUGUUGCCGCCCACAAAUGCCCGUAUGUUUGUCAAAGAAUACACACAUUUAGCUAGGAUAAGGAAACGAACGAAUUUUUGGCAAACGAGGAAACUGCCAUAUUUUUAGACUACCUUUCUCAUGGUCAUAUACUUCAUCUUCUUCGUCUUCAUCUUUGUCCAUUAAUGACCACACACCUUUUAUCUUGUGAUUGGUGGUCAAAUCAAGCUUCAAAUCUUAAGGUCAAGAUCAAACCGAGCCUAAGGGCGCAUAAAGUUCUGUAGACUUCUCCGUACGCACCAAACCUGAUAUGUGAUUUAAAAUGUGAGAAUGUGACAUAUUUUCAAUGAAACAAUUACAAUAAAUAUUCACAGUAACACAUUCGCAAGAGUAGGUAGGCUAUGGCUAUUCAAAAGAGAUCAAAUUGGGCUUUUAUGAACCCUCAUUCCGAUUCAACCAUUCAUAGACUACUUUGGAGAUAGUUGAAAACAGGUCGAUUCGAGCAACCCCAAACAACUCAUUGGUCAGAUCUGAGUGCAGGACUGCACUCACGUGACACCUGACUGAUCAUUUGGACGAUCGUGCUUCUAGGUGAGCCUCUCUAAACCUGUCUGCGUACAAAGAGGGGAUUCACCAUGCCCCCUUCUGCACCCACAAACCUGGACUAUACUCCGCCAGACGGAGGUUGGGGUUGGGCAGUGGUCUUCGGCUCCUUCAUAUCGAUCGGCUUUUCCUACGCCUUCCCCAAGUCUCUGACCAUCUACUACAAAGAGAUCCAGGAGUACUUUUCAGCCACCUACAGUGAGAUCGCAUGGGUCUCGUCCAUCAUGCUGGCUGCCAUGUAUGCAGGAGGGCCGGUGAGCAGCGUCCUGGUGAACCGGUACGGCAGUCGACCCGUGGUCAUGAUCGGAGGGGUCAUGGUUGGAGCCGGAAUGGUGGCCUCCUCGUUCGGAACUACUAUUAUGCAUUUGUACAUCUGCGUUGGAAUCAUCGGAGGUUUUGGCCUCUCGUUUAACCUGCAGCCUGCCCUCACCAUCAUUGGGAAGUACUUCCAGGUCAAGAGGCCCAUGGCGAACGGCUUGGCCAUGGCAGGAAGUCCAGUGUUCCUGUCCACUCUCGCUCCUCUCAACCAGUUCCUGUUCGACAGCUUCGGCUGGAGAGGGAGCUUCCUGAUCCUGGGCGGCUUCGUCAUGAACUGCUGUGUGGCCGGCGCCCUGAUGAGACCCAUCGAGGUCAAGCCGCGAGCGAGUCCAGCCACGUCGGCCAACGGGGCCCCAGGCGAUAAAGAGCAGAGCCCCGGCGCCAGAAGCCCAGCGAACAAGAGAGGGUGCGCAGGCAGGGUCAACCAGUUCAUCGACCUCUCGCUGUUCAAGCACAGGGGCUACCUCAUCUACCUGGUGGGCAACGUGGUCUUGUUCUUCGGCUUCUUCGCGCCCGUGGUGUUCCUGGCGCCGUACGCUAAGCACAUGCAGGUGGACGAGUACUCGGCCGCCCUCCUGCUGUCCAUUUUCGCGCUGGUGGACAUGUUCGCCCGCCCCAUCACGGGCCUGGUGGCCAACACCAGGUGGGUCCGGCCGCGCAUCCAGUACUUCUUCAGCUUCUCUGUGGCGUAUAACGGGCUGUGCCACGUGCUGUGCCCUCUGGCCAGCGGGUAUGGAGGGCUGGUGGUGUACGCCGUCUUCUUCGGGGUGGCGUUCGGCAUGCUGUGCGCUCUACUCUUUGAGGUGCUGAUGGACCUAGUCGGAGCGCAGCGCUUCUCCAGUGCGGUUGGACUGGCCACCAUCAUCGAGUGCGCCCCCGUUCUCCUGGGCCCCCCCAUCUCUGGUGCCCUGGUGGACCUGUUCCAUGAUUAUAAGUACAUGUACUACGCCUGCGGGGUCAUGAUGCUGGUCCCAGGGAUCUUCCUCUUCAUCAUGAACUACUUCAACUACAAGUGGCUGGCACAGGAGGCGCAGCAGAGCCAGCAGCAGGAGGACGAGGAGGAGGCCGGGGCCAUGGAGGAGCUGAGGAGCAGCGCUGAGAACAAGCCGGAGGAGACGCUGGGGUAGGGAGGAGGAGACGCUGGGGUAGGGAGG